AUGAAGCCAGGAGGAUCUUCAUUGAAUCCGUACGCAGCAGCUUACGUACCAAUCUCCAAAAGAGCGGGUGGUCAAGAGUCGCGGUCUGCGAAGCCUGCAACACAUCACGUGCAGCAUCAACCCUAUGUAGCUCAUGGCUUUGGAGUCCAAGGGAUGGGAGGUUUCCCUGGCUCUCAGAUGUCGACGCCAAAGACAUCCUCUGAUACGGCUUACAAGCAGAUGAGGGAUGAGGAUUUGGAGAUGGACAUGGACAUUGAGUUCCUUCUGGUCACAUUCUCUGGUCUGUCGCAUGAGUCUAUCAACGACGUGUACUUGGCCAACAAUGGUGAUCUUGAUGCAACCAUCGAAAUGCUGAAUCAGCUCGAGAUUUACAGUAAUGAAGCCGAGGAAUACCUUCCAGACACACUGGACAUUGGCGAUGUACCUGAGACCACUGAGACUUCAACCUCGACAGCUCCAAAACAAAAGAAUGCAAGUGCAUCAUCAUCAUCAUCCUCGGGUACUCCCAACGCUCCUGUCCCCUCCUCCUGA
Thlaspi arvense is the source of this 531-nucleotide messenger RNA. NCBI's taxonomy places the organism in Eukaryota, Viridiplantae, Streptophyta, Magnoliopsida, Brassicales, Brassicaceae. The record is from the annotation of a GenBank genome assembly.